AUGAAUUACAUCAAAUCAUUAUUAUCCUCUUAUUAUUCUUCUUCUUCACCAAAACAAAAUAAUAAUAAUCAUAAACAAGAUGAAGAAGAGGUAGAUAAUAAUAAUAAUAAUGAAGAAUCAAAAAAGUUUGAUGAAUAUAAUCAUCAACUUUUAAAAUAUAUUCAAUCAAGAUUAAAUGAUGAUAAUGAUCUUCAAACAUCAACAACAAAAACAAAAACAAUAAUAAUAUGUAAUAAUAAUAAUGAUAAGUCAUUUAAUAAUGUAAUUGGGAAUAGAUAUAUUUGGAAAAAGAUUGUAAAUUAUAUUCACGAGAUAUCAAUGAUGUAUGUCAUGUCUACUACGAAUACUACCAAGGUUAGAGCAAAAACACCAAAGAAUCGGUUACCGUAUAUACUAAAAUAUGAUCAAGUUACAAGUAUUGGAUGGAUGCUUGGUAAUGGUUACAAGUCAUUGUUACAUGAUAAAUUGGAUAAAGGUCUAUUCAUUCAAAUACAAGGUGAGAUUGCAAUGGCUACUAUACCACUUAAAAAGAUAUUCAAGACUCGUGAUAUUGGUCUCAUUGAGAAAUUGGUCACUCUCUACAGACUGCACUUUAUCACGCCGACAUCUGUCGAUUUGUCGUGUCGUAGUGGUAGUGUCGAGGUGCUUAAAUUAAUCGUGUCUCUACGUCAUUGUCAAGACACUAUACCAAUCACAAAAGAGGCAAUGUAUAAUGCAAUGAAAUCAGGGUCGUUGGAAUUGGUCAAAUAUCUCGACGUAACCUAUGAAUCGUGCAAGAUAUCCAGUGCCAUGAUCAUCCGAAGACAAAGUCAAGGUCACAGUCUACCAACACUUGAUUAUUUUUGUUCAAGAAAAACACAAACAACAACAAGUACUGUAUUAGACUCCUCGUCGUCGCAGCAUCAGCAGCAAUGUAUAGAUAGUGAAGACAUUAUGUGUUCACUAGACUAUGAUUUGAUCAAAUCUCAUUUACAUGUAGCUUCACUCAGUCUGCGACUCAACUUUAUUUACAAUGUCGCGUUUCUCAUGACCGGGUCUGUUCUUGUCAAAUCAAUACCAAAUGAAUUGAUUACACGUAUGAAUCAUUUCAACGGUACAGAUAAUGUAAAAGAGGUGUUGGCAUGGGAUACUAGUCAGAUAUACUUUGACAAGAUCACUCCAUUGAUACCACUCAUUUUCCAAGUCACCACUGACCAGACUCUAUACAUUGAUGCGCAGAACAAGGUUAUCGAGACUAUGCGCAACAUUCCAAAAGACAGUUACCUGUAUCGGCCACUAUACAACUUGUUGUUGGCGUACGAGUUGGCCAAUACCUACCCACCACUCCUUAGUUCAAACUAUGCAAGAGAGUCCAACCAAGACGCAUUGCAUACUAUGACAGCCAAGGGAGUGAUCCGUAUGGGUGUGACUGAUAGAUCAGUACUCUUGUUGGUCAUCCAAGGUCUUCAAAGCAGUACACAACGUUCACAGACAGACUAUUUUAGUAGUUUGAUCAAUUUGUAUACCACGAUUGAUCAGUUGCAUGUUAUAAUGGAUGUUGAUCCAUCACUCAAACAACACAGACUCAAGAGGAUAUACACGUCGUUUCAACCCGAGGUAUUUGACCAUCUCAUGCACCUAGAUGUCAUCACGUUUGAAGAAAUACAUGAUUGGCCAGGUAGAAUCAUAUUUGAUAUGUCUCUUGCCAAGUAUAUGCUCGCACAUCAUCUAGAGACACUCACAGUGGCCAAGUUUUCAACCGACAUUCACUACACUCCAUUCUGUCACACUGUAGAUAUCAUAUCGAUGAUGCUUAUAGAGGCAGGUUGCACACCAUCAUUUUACGAGAACACGUCACACAGUUUUAGCAACUUUUGUCAUCCCCAAUCGCCAACCGCCAAUUAUUUCAUGAAAUACCUAGUACGAACGAAUCAGUGUGCUGCAGUCUUUCCAAUGUGUGCAGCUAUCCAACACCGAAAUCUCACUCUAUUUGAUGCACUCGAUGCCAUUGAUAGUAAACCAUUUGUGCCAACUUUACAUCUCGACUCUACACACCGAGACAUUCAACAAGCACUACAGCAGCUGAUAGCACUUGGUGAUUUUAAGAGGUAUUCUAUUUUGAUCAAACGUAUCAAUGAUGUUAAACUCGAUACAUUGGCAACUAGUCUAUGUAUUACUUUUGGUAGUUUGGAUUUCUUUAAACAACAUAUCGUAGCGUUUCCCAAAUCAUUUGAUUUGGUUAGAUUGGCAGAUCGAAUAACAUAUGAUUGUAACCUACCAUUCCUAGAGUAUCUAUUGACUGAGCAUACCGAAUCAUUUAGAUUAUAUGUAAAUUUAAAUUCUUUGUUUGGUAAAGCAUGUUCAGUUGGAGCUUUAGACAUAAUGAAAAUGAUCUAUCGAUAUAAUUUAGAAUUAGAAUAA
This is a messenger RNA of Cavenderia fasciculata, 2400 nucleotides long. RefSeq lists its product as uncharacterized. The record is from RefSeq and is a predicted model, not a curated record. The transcript has 2 exons. Bases 1 to 2400 code for a protein of 799 amino acids. Lineage: Eukaryota; Evosea; Eumycetozoa; Acytosteliales; Cavenderiaceae.